Molecule: messenger RNA, 2077 nt
Organism: Verruconis gallopava
Lineage: Eukaryota; Fungi; Ascomycota; Dothideomycetes; Venturiales; Sympoventuriaceae
Exons: 4
Coding region: 61-2037 (658 amino acids)
Biological process (GO): DNA-templated transcription; positive regulation of transcription from RNA polymerase II promoter by galactose
Cellular component (GO): nucleus
Molecular function (GO): zinc ion binding; DNA-binding transcription factor activity, RNA polymerase II-specific; RNA polymerase II cis-regulatory region sequence-specific DNA binding
Source: RefSeq, a predicted model, not a curated record
UUCAAAGAACGGCGGUCCUGCGGAUGAAAUGGGAAUUUCAUCGUUUCGGGAUACAAACUCAUGCGGCUAUCGACGGCGUGCGAUCAAUGCAAAGCGCGGAAAGUGAAAUGCGACGGUCUUCAGCCAUGCUCGCAUUGCGUACGACGCAAAAAUCCAGACUGUCGAUACACCCGUGCCGCGAAACGGCCUCGAGUUGAGAGCCCUGGGACGCCUCGGCCUCAAUCAGAGGGUGCUCUUCAACCUAGGGACUUGGGAAGACCAUUAAUGCUGUCUUCGAGUCCAACGGCGCAAGCGCGAUUGAAUAGGCCUGAGUCCAUCAACGAAGAGGAUGAGACUGCUGUUCCUCGAGACUCACGCCUUUUGCGUGAUGCCCAGGGCAAACUUAUGUUCAUCGGGGAUUGUGCGCCCUUGUCUUUCCUCCAGACCGUUAGACAACUUAUCACUACCUUUGUGGAUGCAGAUGCAUUUGCUACGCAAGGCCACGAUGCACUGUUGGAGCAAACAGAAUCUAUGAUGCAGUCGUUGGGCGUAGUAGUUAACAGCUCCCAGCUGCCUGCCUCGCUACUUCAGUCUACCCUUUCCAACUUCAUAGCUGUUACAUCGGGCUUGCUCGACGUCGGUAACUUUGAAGAAAUCAGCCUACGUAUUACAAAUUGGAUAAAUCGGACUGAACGUCAGGAUGAUAUGCUCUCAGCUGUCAAUUAUCUCAUACUCGCCAUAGGCUUGCAAAGCCGUAACGAACAGCUGUCGAGCGGCUACUUCCACCAAGCCCUUAGAAUCGCACUUAUUAACCUCACCAUUGAUACUAGUCCUCUUACUGUCCAAGCGUUUCUUCUCGUCGCUGUUCACAUGCUAAGAAGCUGUCAACCGAACGGAGCGUUCUUGUACCUCGGAUUGGCCGCCAGGGCCAGCUAUUCGAUUGGAAUGCAUCGAGCGGAGAUUAACGCUCGUUUUGACGAAGAGACCCAGCUGCAAAGGGAAAGACUAUAUAAGAGUCUCAAGAUCUUUGAUCUGUUUGUCAGUAUGAGCCUUGGUCGACCUCCCGCACUUUAUGACAUAGAUUGCUCGGUUCCUUACAAGGUUUCAAACUACAGGGGGAUGGAACACGUAGACCUCCUGGAUGACGUUAUUCAGAUUCUGCUUGUUGUGGAAACCAUAGUAGAAGAGGUUUAUUCUCGAAGAAAAAUUUCUCUGCAGCUCACGAGACAAAUCUCGCAACGACUGAAAGACUGGGCAGCAAGUAGGAUGCAAAGAUUGAGCACCUUGGUUGCGUCUGCUGGAUCUCCGCAUAGUCUUCCUUAUGCCGUCGGGGCUUGUCAAGCAUUGUCGACUUACUACUAUGCAGUCAUGCUCCUUUCGAAGCCAUUCUUAAUGUACGAAGCCUAUAAAGUAUUGGAAUCCAGCAACAAGGGUCAUCAAAUCAGCUCGGGAAGCACAGGAAGGCGGGCGCUUGCUGAUGGAUGCGUCGAUGCCGCGUGUGGACUGGUGGACAUGGUAUGCAAGCUGACUCAAAGCAACACUAUACCACAUAGGAUGCCUUUAAUCGUUUCGUGGUUGUUCACCUCGUCACUCGUUCUUGGAGUUGCUCUCACAGCUGGUUUUGGACGCAUCAUGGAGAGAUAUCUCGUUGGUGCAAUCAGCGCACUGGAAUACUUUGCAAAAUACGAUGCACAAGCUACACAGUAUUCACUAAUUGCAAGGUCUCUACUGUCUAUCGGGAUGGAGUAUCUGCAGCGCCAGGAGUUGAACGAACGACUGGCACGAGGAAAAGCCUCCUCAGAACUCUUCGGAUUGCCGAUCGAAAGCUACAAGAAUUCUGCCGACGAUUCCAAUAAACGACUGGUAGCGGCGGCACCUCCAAUCAUGACAGAAAAUGUCAUUGGAAAUGACUCAAUCGCAACUUCCGCCUUUGCGGUGGAAAACUGGGAGGAUUUUGACAUCAGCGCACUUGGAGACAUGAUUGAUUCAUCUCAGGAUCUCUUUGGCACGCUGAACAUGUUCCCAAGAUCAGAUGCUCAUAUAGAGUUUGAUUGUUAGUUAAUGUUUAAUGACAUUCGACAGCCAUGUUAUCUUACUU